AUGGCAAACCCAUACGGACAUAUUCGCUAUUUUCAGCAAUCCACCACAGAGGAUGACGAAAGCGAUGGGAUAUCUUCGUUAGACAACGCGCACCUGCCUGUCAUAAACUCAGCGCCGUCGAAUGAUGAGGAAAGUGUGGACAGUGGUAUCCUUCGAAUCAAGAGUCGCGUUCGGGAGUUGGAGACCGUCUUUUCUUCCAACUUUAAUGGAAAAUCAGAUGCUCCAGCUACCCAAGAUGAAGAACAACGUAGCGAAACAUCACACGAAAGCGCGGAUGUCGGUACCCUUCGAAAGGAACUGGAAGAUGCCGAUCGAGUUCACUCACUUUCUUUGGCUGAUUAUCUCAAAGUGCUCGAGGUGAAACCAGCAGGUUUUGGUUCUUCUUAUAGUGCAGGUCGUCCCCAGACACCAGACCCUGAAAACUUGACAUGGAACGACUUGAUGAAAGCGACAGCAUCACGGUCAGGGUCUCUUGCUGACAAUCAUUCAGGUCCGACGAAAACAAGGGAACCGCAAGACGAUCACCAACCUCUGCCAAAGCGACGAAAGCGAGCUUUCUGGAUUGCUCUUCUACUUCUGUUGGUGAUUGGAAUUGUUGUGGCAGUCGUUGUCAGCACUGAUGACUCUGUCCCUGCUGGUGCUGUGCAAACGGAAAUGUCAGUCACGGGAGUAUCAGACAAGGAAGAGGGAACAGGCAACGAUUCUUCUGAUUUUGCGCCUGAUCCAUCACUUCCGGUGCCACCGAGUUCCGCGGCAACACCAAAACCGUCCGAGUCCAAAGGGUCAGUUGCUAUCCAGCCUAGUAGUCCCUCGAAGACACCGACGAUCCCGACGACUAAGGAGCCAUCGAAUCUCACAAAAGCACCAAUAAUACCUACCCAACAACCACUGAGCCCAACUUUGCGCCCUGUAGUACUGAUUCCCCCUGCUCCCGCUCCAUCAGCGUCCCCAGUCUCCCCUGAGCUGCGAGACCAAGUGAUUGGUUUUCUAGAACAAGAAUACGGAGUUGCUUUUCAGGAGGCCUAUAAUAUCGUCGCUGUGGACUGGGUGCUUGCUGGAGGCGUUGGUGUCCUCAAUCACAAACUAGCGCAACGAUUUACAAUGAAGGUGCUUGAUUUGAGUCUACGUGGAGACAACACUGUCCAGCCGGCUGGAACCUUGAAUGCGGCAAAGUGGUCGGCAUCAAAUUUUGAUGAGUGUCAGUGGAACGGUGUCAAAUGCAAUGCUGAAGGCCUGGUGACAGAGUUACGAUUGGGUGGUCGGUCAUAUGGGGGGACAAUUCCGAGAGAGAUCAGAAUACUACAAAGAAGUUUGGAAUUCUUGGAUAUUUCAAAGAAUGAGCUCGUUGGUACUUUGAAUGAGGAUUUCUUCCAAUUGACACAACUGAAACGGGUCUAUCUGUAUCAGAACAAAAUCUCUGGCGGAAUUUCACCCUCCUUUGCCCUACUGCAAAAUCUCACACACCUUCACAUGAGCCAAUGUCAACUGAGUGGUCCACUUCCUAAUGAUCUACGAAGGAUGACAAAUUUGCGCUACUUGAACUUGCACCGAAAUCGAAUAUCAGGCCGUUUGCCUCACUACAUGAAGUACAUGUCUAGUCUUUGGUACCUUGAUCUUGGCAGGAAUGAUAUUAGUGAGGAUCUACCAAAUGGUUGGGGAGACGGAAUGGUCUCGCUGCGACAUUUGUACCUGGACCACAACCGAAUUGACAAGUAUAUUCCAUCAUCCUACAACAAACUGGGGGAUUACCAAUUGCAAGUGUUGGUAUUGAACAACAAUGAUCUGACAGGGUCGGUUCCAUUGAAGAAUCCAGGAUUAGUCACAUUGAAUGUCCACAACAAUAGGUUGAGUGCCAAUCUCGGAGGUGACGUAUGUGCAAUGAGCAUCUUUGGUUCUGGCAAACUGGUCGAUUUCAAUGCAGAUUGCAAUAUCUGUCAUUGCGAGGGCUGGAUGUGUGACAAUUGCACCCAGUAG
Cylindrotheca closterium is the source of this 1974-nucleotide messenger RNA. The record is from the annotation of a GenBank genome assembly. NCBI's taxonomy places the organism in Eukaryota, Bacillariophyta, Bacillariophyceae, Bacillariales, Bacillariaceae.